AUGUUCUGGGUGCCAAAUACCACCGCGGCCGCCUCGGCAACAGCUGCCACCGCUGGCUACAUUCCGGCCAGGACGCCGUCCGAAAGCGGAUCUGAAAAGAUGGGGGCAAAGACCAAGACUGAAGUAAACUCAAACGACAACUGCGAGGCGAACAACAACAGAGAAGAAGACCGAAAACUAUUCGUGGGAAUGCUUUCGAAAACGCAGACUGAAGAGGAUGUCAGAAGGCUUUUCAACAAAUUUGGGCCGAUAGAAGAGUGCACUAUUCUCAGAACUCCUGAAGGCUCCUCAAAAGGGUGCGCUUUCAUCAAACUCGGCAAUGUCCAGCAAGCUCAAAACGCAAUCGCUCAGAUGCACGGUUCCACAACAAUGCCGGGUGCGAGCUCAUCGAUAGUCGUCAAGUUGGCUGAUAACGAGAAGGAACGUGCGCUGCGAAAGAUGCAGCAAAUGGCGGCGAACGGCAUGGUGUCACCGAUUCUGAACUAUGCUUAUCCACAGUCGAUCGGUGGAUUCGCUAACAACAUGUGGGCAGGAGGCAUUGUCGCGCCGAUGGGAAUGCAAAUGGUCAACCAGAUGGUCCACGGCGUCGUUCCCACUAUGAUGCCCCAGAUGCCCUCUGCUCCUCAGUCUCCCAUCGCCAUUUCUACCGCCGGUAGCACUUCGGCCGAGUCUGCCCAAGCUCAAGCGCACGCACAAGUUCAAGUGCAGGCUGCUGCCAUCGCUCAGCCUCAGCCAGCUGCUGCGUAUUCCCUUCAGACCGCUUACGAUAGCACCUUGGCCCAGUAUCAAGCUCAAACCGCGGACUUAUCUUCUCUCGCGGCGACGGCGGCAUAUGGCGGUUACCAAUUCGUGAUGGUCCCCAAUCCCGCGGGUGGUUAUACUCAAGUCCCGCUGUCGUGCGGCACGCAGAGCAUGGCUGCUCUCAAUCAGAAUCCCUGUGCUCCUCAACGUGAAGGCCCGGACGGGUGCAAUCUGUUCAUUUAUCACCUCCCCCAAGAGUUCACAGACGCCGAUUUGGCCAACAUCUUCGCGCCCUUUGGAAACGUCAUCUCGGCCAAGGUCUUCAUCGAUCGAGCGACGAAUCAAAGCAAAUGCUUCGGCUUCGUCUCCUACGACAACGUCUCCGCUGCCCAAAACGCAAUCAACGCAAUGAACGGAUUCCAAAUCGGCAUGAAGCGCCUCAAAGUUCAGCUCAAGCGACCCAAGGCCGGCGAAAAACACUUUUAG
Oikopleura dioica is the source of this 1227-nucleotide messenger RNA. NCBI's taxonomy places the organism in Eukaryota, Metazoa, Chordata, Appendicularia, Copelata, Oikopleuridae. The record is from the annotation of a GenBank genome assembly.